This is a messenger RNA of Moneuplotes crassus, 655 nucleotides long. Lineage: Eukaryota; Ciliophora; Spirotrichea; Euplotida; Euplotidae. The record is from the annotation of a GenBank genome assembly.
CUUGAUCUAUGACUACACCUUAAUGAAUUAAGUUUGAAUGAACUUUGCGGGUUAAAGUGCUCAUACUGAACUCCACUCGUUUAAAGCCUAAAUCUGUAAACACCACCUAAUUUUUCUUGAGAGCCCAGCAUUUAUCAUUUCAGUAUUUCUUGAAAAAUAUAUCAAAUCUUCAUAUUUUCAGUUAAAUUUUUCUUCAUCAAUACUAACCCUAACGAUGUUUUUUUAACAAUUUUUUUCCUCUUACAAACCCUCAAUAUUCAAUUUAUUCUCAAUUUCCCCCAAAACCCAUGCAUCUCUGCACAUUCUACCUCUUUCCUAUAUAAUCUCUCCCUUCUCCCCCCAAAACCCCAAAACCCCAAAACCCCUAAAACCCCAGUCACUAAGCCCUCUUCCCAGCCAACCCCCUAUACGUGGCUUAAGCUUCAGAAAACCCACUUUUUGUACUGAGAAAUCGGGGUUUUGGGCUGAUGAGUGAGAAGAGGUGGGGUUUUAGGAGGCAGAUUGGAAGGGAAGGUGAAAGGAGAGGUGAAGGGGUGAGUAAUGGGGUUGAGGGGUUGAGGGGAUGUGGCUGAGAAGAGAGGGGUAUAAUGGUGUGAUGGGUAGUGUGGAAUGAUGGUUUUUCUAGGGGUUUUUGAUGGAAUUUUUAGUAUAUUUG